Nothobranchius furzeri (turquoise killifish) is the source of this 2425-nucleotide messenger RNA. RefSeq lists its product as uncharacterized. Gene Ontology annotation, biological process: cell surface receptor signaling pathway. The record is from RefSeq and is a predicted model, not a curated record. NCBI's taxonomy places the organism in Eukaryota, Metazoa, Chordata, Actinopteri, Cyprinodontiformes, Nothobranchiidae. Gene Ontology annotation, cellular component: plasma membrane. Gene Ontology annotation, molecular function: transmembrane signaling receptor activity.
CUUCUCAGAAGCGUUGAGGCUUAUAAUGAGGCUGGCUAAUCAGAAAUAAACCUGCAGCCCAGAGCAGUGAGGCGGUUUCAGCUCUCAUUGCAUCAGCUCUUUCUAACAUGUGCAUGAACACAUGAACAUGUUCUGAUGUAUCAACCGCGUCUCUGAGACCGCUGUGGUUCACGAGGAUCAAGUGUUUCUGAGGAAAUGAGCUUCGCUGUUCAGUCAUCAUGAAGACCGUGUUCGUGUCUCUCCUCUUUGUUACAGGUAUGUCCAUGCUGCUGUCGACUGGAUCACCCGCAUCUGCAGUGUCUCUGACCAUCAGCCCAAAUCUUCAGCAGGUCUUCGUAGGAGAGUCUUCCAUGUCUCUGAGUUGUGUUGAAGAUGGACAGGCUGCUGAUGGACGGACAGUGAAGACGACCAACGAAGGACAACCUGCUGGCUGUGGAACAGCUGGUCCUCAUUCUGGGAAGGUUAAAGGUUCCUCCUGUGUUCUGGAUCUCAUGAAACCCUUCACUGCAUCAUACUGGUGUGGGACCAGCUCAGGACCGAGAGAGCAGAUCACCAUCAUCGUUACUGAGGGAAAUCUGAUCCUGGACAUCCCUGCGCUUCCUGUAGAGACAGGAAAUGACGUCACCCUGCGCUGCAGACAGAAAGAUCGUGGUCCAGUUUCAGCUUACUUCUACUUUAAUGGAAGUCUUGUUCAAAAUCAAGAACAAGAUGAAGAACACAUCAUCCAUAACGUCCAGUGUUCUGAUGAAGGCUACUACUCGUGCUACACUCAUUUACAUAGAGAUUCUCCUCAGAGCUUCCUGAGGGUCAGAGAUCCUCCUCUUCCUCACACCACCACAGCUUCCACUCCUCCCGGAGACUCUUCUGCUCCAUCAGCUGUCUUCAUCCCUCCUAAAAACACAAGCUGUCCUCCUCUUUUCUAUCCUCGGCAUCUCGUCUAUCACCUGAUAGUCUUCUGUCCCUACUGCAUCUCCACCAUCCUGCUGGUGUCAGUCUGCAGACACAGGAAAUCAGGAAACCUACCAGCUGUCUCCGUGGAGACCACCCAGCCUGCUCAACACGACGAUGAUGUCAUCGCUGAUGUCGCCUCCGAGUAGUGCUUCUGAUGAAUGAUUUUAUUCAACAACUUAUAUUAAAACAAAAACAAAUUGAAUUUAAUUUAGUUUCCACCAAUUUAGCAACACAUUCUACAAGUGGUGGAAAUUUUCCUAUUUCCUAAUUACAGGCAACAUAAAACUUUUAAUAAGAAUCAGAAAGAGAGAAAUAAAGAAGGAAAGAAUGAUUCCAGACAGAGACUAAUUAAACCCAAUUGUAAUCUAUUAGUUACAGAUAAAAUGUUAAUGAAGAUAUUUACUUUGAUUUUCAGCAAUUAUUUUCUGCCACAAAAGGGUUCUGAUGCUGAUUUGUUGUUAUUUGGCUGCUUUUAUGUUUUCCUUGUGUUUUCACAACUUUGGCCCAAUCCCAAUACUCGCAUUGCGUCCUAUGGUUUUCAGCAGGGGCGUGUCCAGGGAGUGGCCUGGGGUAGCACAUGCCACCCUUAGAAUCUGAUUGGCCACCCCAGGUGCCACCCUACUAAGUUCCAGUUUAAAUUUAAUUUACAUUGUUGACAAAAGGCUUGAGUUAAAAACUCCAAAAACAGUGAGUGGUAGCAUGCACCUUUAACAUUGUCUUCUAGUCCAGGCCUACAAAACAUUUCUGUAGUAUUAAUAUUAUUAUUUUUUCAUAUUCACAUAAAUAGUAUUUAGAGUCCCACUCAACUCAGUUGGUGGUGAUAAUGCAACAAGAAGUGACUUGCUAACCACCACAAAACUAGAAGAUGAAUAGAAAAAAAUGGUAAUUGUGCAAUGUGGAACUCCAAAAUUCACUAGAAAGUAAAUAAAUAAACGAAUUGUGUAAAUAAAUAAAUAAGCAUAACCAUUGGUGCCACCCAUGCAUAAACAAGUGUCCCACAUGGGCCACCCCAUUUUAAAAGUCCUGGACACGGCUCUGGUUUUCAGCAAAGUACACUUGGAGGAAGUGUGCAGUAAGUUGCAUGUUGUACUGUUGCAUGCUUUAGGCCCAUGCUUGUUUUUAACUAGGGAAGCUGAGCUGGAUUAACUGUUAUUAAUUGGGUUUUUAAGCUGUAUGUUUUAGUCCAUGUAUUUUUUAUGUUGAAAUAGUUGCCUUUACAAUGUUGUGCAUGGCUUUGUUUGGCCCUUGGCCCAAGUGAAGGCGCUAUAUAAAUAAAGAUGAAUGUGACCAUGAACAUACCUGGGGUGCUAAUUAUAGCUGAUGACAGGGUCAUCGCAGCACGAUCAGAACAUGAACAUGAUGAGAUUUAGCAAAAGAUCGUGGAGAGAGUGAAAGCUGCAAAUGUGAAGUUAAAUAAGGACAAUAUUCAAUUCAAAGUGGAAUCUGUGAAAUAUACAAGGCACAUCACCACAGC